This is a messenger RNA of Puntigrus tetrazona (Sumatra barb), 2556 nucleotides long. It is a transcript of the gene mrap2a, whose product is annotated as melanocortin 2 receptor accessory protein 2a. Gene Ontology annotation, molecular function: type 1 melanocortin receptor binding; corticotropin hormone receptor binding; signaling receptor regulator activity. The record is from RefSeq and is a predicted model, not a curated record. The transcript is spliced from 3 exons. The coding region runs from base 1265 to 1912 and encodes 215 amino acids. Gene Ontology annotation, biological process: protein localization to plasma membrane; regulation of adenylate cyclase-activating G protein-coupled receptor signaling pathway. Gene Ontology annotation, cellular component: plasma membrane; endoplasmic reticulum. Lineage: Eukaryota; Metazoa; Chordata; Actinopteri; Cypriniformes; Cyprinidae.
UUACGUUAAAGUUUAAGUAUAACAAAUAUUUUUAAGAAUAAUAAUGUGACAUAUGCAUAUUUGUGCUUUUUGCAAACUCAAAUUAUUACUGAUUUUUGGGUGACCUCUGAGCAUUUUAUACCUUUUUUUAUGCUCUAUAGUUGUCAGAUUUGCUGCUUGAAUUAGCAUGUGUCGUAAAUAACAUUUGUCUCAUUUACUGUGAGAAAAGUCCCAGGGCAUUAAGCAUCAGUCUGCUGCACAAAUAUGCACUAACAUGUCUGACAGUUUCCUGAGCAGACUGCAGUAUUCUUUAUAUUCUUGCCUCAGUGACAUUAAAACAGGGUCACCUUGCAUCUCCAAUCAGGAGCCAGGAACAAGAUAUAAUUCAAAUGAAUGGUUAUCUAGAUGCAUUAAAAGAGAAUUUACCUUUUGGGUUCCCCCUAUUCAUAAUAUCAAACAAGAGCGGAAGUCCAUUCAAAAAUGUGCGAGGCUUCCGGUGUCAAUUCGCUCAGUAUUUUUUUUAUUUUAAGGUAUUGUCGUAAUUAUAAACACACCGAUUUCUAGAGUAAAUAGUUUUACCGUUUACUACAUUUAGUUACUACUAAUUAACCUAUACAUCGGCUAAUCGGAAGUCUCGCGCAUUAACAGAAAAUAGCUUCCGCGCUGAAAAAUACGUUUAUAGUGUAACACAGCGGGGCAUGUUGUCACAAACGAAACGCAUGCCCGAUGAGCCGUAUUUUAUUUCCCGGGCAAUAACGUAAAUGAAAGAGCUAGAUUUUUAAUUGCAACGAGAUUUAGGUUAGUGCCCAUGCGAUUAAAAAAGGAUUUACCGAAAAUAUUAAAGUAAAAAAAAAAAAAAAACCGCUGUAAAAUAUGUAAAGUAAGAAAGAAGCGCUCUCGGAUGCCCCACGAGGCGCUUGAAAUCUCUCAACUCACGCGCGAGCUGAUGGAUGAGAGAGAUGCGUGAUCUCAUCAUAUAUUCAGUGCGUUCUCUCGAGACCGCCGGAGCCCUCACGAGUAGCGGGUGUUACUUACAGAACGCCCACCUACACCACAUUUUUUUGACUUUUGCCUUCGAACACGGCAGACGCGAGAUGCUGGCUGGAAAAGGAUGCUUUCUUUGGCAGUAUCGGUGUUAAAACAGCUGCUUGCGUUCUCAGCUGUGGAUGCAGCCGAUGAUCGUGUUGUAGCACCGACCGCUGCGAGAAAUGUUUCACGUUCGCGCUGUGAGUCAUGUUUCUCUUCCGUGAGCGCUCUUAUUAGCAGUUUUGAUCUGUGAUUAAAGAUGCCGAGGUUUCAGCAUUUAAACAGCACUAGUAUGCCGAAUCACAAUUAUGAAUGGAGCUACGAAUACUACGACGACGAAGAACCCGUGUCUUUUGAGGGACUCAAAGCGCAUCGAUAUUCCAUUGUGAUCGGCUUUUGGGUGGGUCUUGCGGUUUUUGUCAUUUUUAUGUUUUUUGUUUUGACUCUUCUGACCAAAACAGGAGCACCACACCCUGAGGCCGCUGAGCCUUAUGAGAAACGAAUGCGUCUCACAAGCUGCGGCGAGGGUCUGGGCCGCCAACACGAGGCAGACACCAGAAUGAGUCUCUCUCGGCCACUGCUGGAAGAGUCCCGCUCUUUUUUUCACUGUUACAUAAACGAAGAAGAGCGAGAAGGAGGCAGGGCCACGGCUGGUGCCGCCCAUGGACGUACCGGCAGCGGAGACUCCAGAGACCAAGUUGAAACGGUCGGCCUAGUCGUGCAAAGCAUGGUCAUGGACACCCGGGCAGAACGAGAGGCGGCACUGUUGGUGCAUUUUAACAUCCCCAACUUCGUGAACUCAGAACUGAACUCUGCGUUGGGGGAAGAUGAAGAUUUACUACUAGGCGAUCCUCCGAUCAUAAUGGACGAGGCCCGUCCGCGCUGUACCCAUCAUAUCAUCGACUAACCCACCAGUUCAAAGAUGGACUUUUUCACUCAUUACGGCUCCAUUAUUGUCUUCAGCUCAGCCUGUGACCUUUAAUAGUAAAGAGUGAUGGUGUUUCGCUUCAAAAGUUCUGCUUUUGCAGCGCACGCUUCAAGGCUGAGCUAUUUUCUGACAUCUGGGGUCUACAGUGACUCAUGAUGUCAGUCCGCAAGAUCAAAAAAAGAUGGAAUUGCACGACUGGGAUUUGGCGAAUGUGUUCUUGACAGCAGCAACAGCAUGCUAAAAGACUGUUGGAAGAAAAUGGCAGAUAUUAAAAAAAAAAAAAAGAAAUAAUUGACAACAAUGCUGUUUCUGGUCGUAGGAAGAGAUUCCGUAAAAUGCAAUGCCUUAUUGGUUCAUACUAUCAGCAUGAUUUAAAAAAAAAUCUCUUGAUGUGCAGCAGGAAGAUGCUUUAUGCAGCAUUGUACCUAUGUAGCCUAAUGGCAAAAUUACUGAAAAUUGUCUGAUUCUCUGGACUUGUUCUGUGAGCAAAUGCUUGAGUAGAAAAUAGCUCGCUGUCUGCACCUGUCGACUAAAUCAGUGGCUUUCUGCAGAAUAUCUACAGAAUACUUGCAUACUAGCUCUCGGUAUUUGUCUGAAUACAGUUGUCUGAGCUGCUGAAGCAA